AUGUCGUCAGUAUUUCCAAAUAACUUUAAUAACAAUGCUACAAAUAAUCAACUAGUCAAUGUAUCAAUGCUUGUUGAAAAACCAUGUCCAUCAGUAGCGCCUUAUGUAGUAUCAUAUUUUUAUGGUUCACCUAUUGGAUGGAAUGCAGUGCUCGUCGGAUUAUUAUCAUCAAUUCUUGCAAUUAUUUUUCUUUUAACAUGUCUUUAUUAUUUGAUUGGUCGUCGUCGAUAUUUCAAUGAAUCCGAUAGUCCAACACCGGUUGCUCUUGUAGAAAAAAACGGAGUAUCAGGAAUACCGGUUACAACUUCAUCACAAACAGCAACUACAACUUUUAUGAAUGAACCAGGCAAAGAAACAAAAAUUAGUACAUAUACAGAACAAGGUUUAACUUCAAAUGGUAAUGGAGAUUUUAUGCUUGGAAUGCCAACAAUGGGUAAUGGACAUACAGGUUCAUCAAGUACAAAUGGACUUUUGGCAAAUGGUAGUGCUGAUCCAAGUGAACUUCGUUUACUUCAACAUGAACAUCAUUAA
Molecule: messenger RNA, 531 nt
Organism: Adineta steineri
Lineage: Eukaryota; Metazoa; Rotifera; Eurotatoria; Adinetida; Adinetidae
Source: the annotation of a GenBank genome assembly